GCCCGAGGUCCUGUUCCAGAGCAGCGAUCACACACAGAGACACAGUAACAGAGGCGAACUGCGACUAACAGCUAGUGAAGCAUUCAGAGCUUCUGACAGGAUGUAAGAUUUCGAGAAUUUUCUGUGGUCUCGGCUCACACAGCCUCAGCAGGGGAGAAUGGAGAUCAGAAUAAAGUGACACCCUGGAUUUGGACCCAGGCUGUCUCAGCGUCUGCUUUGCUGAAUAAUUGAUCCUCCGGCUUGUGACUGGUUGAAAAUGAGGAAGGCAGCUCUGAUGGUUUGGAUCAGCCUUUUGGUGCAAGUGUCCCAUGGUGCUCAGGGUCAUUAUGCCCGCAAACUUCUGAAUGAUCUGAUGGAGGACUACUCCAACGCUCUGAGACCUGUAGAGGACACAGACAAAGCCCUCAAUGUCUCUCUGCAGAUCACCCUGUCACAGAUCAAAGAUAUGGAUGAGAGGAACCAGGUGCUAACCACAUACCUGUGGAUCAGGCUGGUCUGGUAUGAUGCAUACCUGAAGUGGGACAAGGAGGAGUAUGACGACCUUGAAAUGAUCAACAUCCCCAGCGACCUGGUUUGGAAGCCAGACAUCGUCCUUUACAACAAAGCAGAUGAGGAGUCUGCAGGUGAACCAAGCACUAAUGUGAAGCUGCGUUAUAAUGGCGAGAUCGUCUGGGACUCUCCAGCAAUCACGAAGAGCACAUGUGUAGUGGACGUCUCCUACUUCCCCUUCGACUGGCAGCAGUGCAACCUUACCUUCGGCUCCUGGACCUACAACGGCAACCAGGUGGACAUCAGUUUGGGCAUGGACAGCGGUGACCUGUCUGACUUUGUGGAUAACGUUGAGUGGGAGUGUCAUGGCAUGCCGGCGGUUAGAAACGUCAUGAUGUACGGCUGCUGCUCUGACCCGUACACCGAAAUCACCUACACCCUGCAUCUGAAGCGCCGCUCCUCUUUCUACAUCUUCAACUUGCUCCUGCCCUGCUUCCUCAUUUCGUUCCUGGCACCGCUGGGCUUCUACCUGCCGGCAGACUCAGGGGAGAAGGUUUCCCUCGGGGUCACGGUGCUGUUGGCGCUCACUGUGUUCCAGUUGUUGGUGGCUGAGAGCAUGCCUCCUGCAGAGAGCAUGCCCUAUAUAGGGAAGUACUACAUAGCCACCAUGACUAUGAUCACAGCCUCCACCUCUCUCACCAUCUUCAUCAUGAACAUUCAUUUCUGUGGUGCUGAGGCCAAGCCGGUCCCUCACUGGGCGAAGGUGCUCAUCAUAGACUACAUGUCCAAAAUCUUCUUCGUCUACGAGGUGGGGGAGAACUGCACUACGCCGGAGAGUGAGAGGACCCCACUGUACCCAGAGGAACCCAUGAACGACAAGAGCACAUACCUUGAUGACCGUUUCCACGACUACCACAAUGACAGCCACCCGUACAAGUACAGCAACGGUCAUGGUGUGCAUCAUCAUAACAAGCAUCAGAAAAGUCAGCCGAACGGCAAUGCCAACAGCGGCCGUCACCAUUACAACAACCACAACAACCACGCUUCCAGACUGGAGAGGGGUGAGGGGAAACGAGAUCCUACCCAGCGCUACCACCACAUCAGGAGGGAUGAGCUGGACUACCAGGCCCCUCCUCAUCCACAACACCUCCAGCAUCUGAAUGGAGGGCUGAAGGAGCAACUCCUCUAUCCCACAGAGAAACUUCAAGUCCCUGCCUGCCCUUGCUGCUGCCCCUGCCCCCAACAUAAACAGGUGGUGAAGAACAUCCAGUUCAUCGCCAACUGCUUCCGCGAGCAGAGAGCUACUUGCGUCAAGGCAGCAGAGUGGAAGAAGGUUGCCAAGGUGAUGGAUAGGUUUUUCAUGUGGAUCUUCUUCGUCAUGGUCUUCCUCAUGAGCAUCCUCAUCAUCGCCAAGGCGUCCUGACAGCCUCCCCCCAUCCUCUUUUUACCAUGAUGAUAACAUUCAUCUUCUGUCACUGCUGGACCUCAGUGUUACUCAAGAGUCACCAAUUUUUUUACUUUGACGCAACACCACAUAAAUCAAAGCUGUUGUUGAGAAAUUGUAUGUGACAUGUCUGUAUUGUUUGUGUGUGUGUGUGUGUGUGUGUGUGUGUGUGUGUGUGUGUGUGUGUGUGUAUGUGUCGUUGUGUAGGUUCAUUGUUGUUUGUUUUGACAUACAGAGGACGAUGCACUCAAAUCAUCCAUUUAACCGCACAGGCCCAGAAACUCAUCACUGCCUCUGGGUUAGUUAACGUCAGGUGUGCUUGCACGUGUGACGGAGCAGUAGAGCGGUAAGACAAUCUAGGCCUCGCCUUGAACAUGCAUGGACUGUCCAUUAUUGAUGAGCAAACAGCCAGACAUCCAGCCAUAGGCAUUACAUUACUUACUUCAGGUUUUGGGCAACCAGACGAUGCUGUUUUCCAGAGUCAGUUACAAUGGAGAGCAUGAGCAGAAUGAUCAAAAACAGGGCAAAUGCCAUGUCCUUCUUUAUACAAACCAGGCAAAACUGGUGUUUUCUAGUCUAGAUGUUAAAAAAUUGGUUUACAUAAGUUGUGAAUAAGUUGUGAAAACCUUACAAAGAUCCCUCACUUCUGAACACAAUAUUCAGACGUUGAAGCCUACCUCCAGAGCAUGUGGAUGCACUGUACCUUUCGACUAACUUACACUUUGCUCAUUGGUCCAGUAAAAAAAUAAUGAUAUCUUGUUAUUAACUGUGGUUUUACUCACUGUCCUAGCAGUUUACAUUAUGGUACAAGUCUAAUUUGUUAUGCAUGGUGUAUGUAUACAUUUUACAAAACCGUCCAUUUCUGUUUUGGCUUUUUUUUUUUUUGCAUUUAAAAUCUCUUUUCAUUGCUUCAUAUGUUUUCUGUAAAAGCAUUGCAUAUAUGGUAAUUUCUCUUCACCUGUAUAUUUUCAGGGAGACUGAAAUAUAUGUAAUCACUGCAAUCAUAUAAGCUAUCACAGACCUGAAGCGCACAGAUCAGCAGGACAACAACAGGCAGGCGAGUGAAUGAACCUGGUUUAGUUUCCAAGAGCCUCUAGAGGGCAGAUUGGCUGUAAUAAAGGAUUGAGUUACUGUCUGAAUGACAGAAUGGAUAAACUCCAUGCAUAACAAAGUUAACAUGUAAGUACAUUUAUUUAGAAACAGAAGUAUUAGCAGAUCCUUUCAAUGGGCUUUAAGGGGCAACAGUACAAGAGUUUAAAGAAUAGAUAAAGAAAGAAAGAGCACAUUAUUAAGAGCUGAUUUUAAGGAUACAUAAUCUACAGGACAACAUUUGCUUUAUUAUAUUACUAUCAUUUAGUUAGGAAACAACCCUUCAAUAAAAUCAAUAAAUCAGUAUGACAUUAGUUCCCCCACAAGUGAACCUUCUUAUUCUAGAUUUGAAAGUGACUGAUGCAGCAAAAAAGGAGGAUAAAUAUGAGCAUUAUGAGAUUGAGCGAUGUUAAUUUGAUUUAAAAUAGAAUAGGGUCUAGUGCCUUUAAUUCCAAAUCAUGUUAAAUAAGCUAGUGCUGGUAUUGUGAAAUUUGUCAGACACACUGAGCUCUGCUUCCGUCUAGUGGGGUUUGUAGAUGUAGGCCUCUGUCGCAACUCACAGUUUAAGUGUUUAAGUGUUUAAGUGUUUAAGUUUAAAUGUUGAUCACCACAUUAGAGUAACACGAAAGAAUACAUUAAUUUUACACUGUCCCCUCUUCUGGAGAUCUAGUCCCAACAAGGUGUAUGUAAUUGGAUACAUUUAUAGCCAUGUUAGUGGAUGUUGGUCUGUCCAUCACUUUAGUCCAGACUGAAGUAUCUACUACUGGAUGGAUUGUGAAGACAUUUUGUAUUUUGUUUGUUUCAUGUCCCCCUCAGAAGGAACUUUAAUGACUUUGGUAAUGCUCUGACUAUCUAGCACUAUCAUGAGGUCAAAAAAAGUCAAUUUAUCCAACACUUAUCACUACAUACAUGCAGAACUAAUGACAUCCACAGCCACCUCAGCUGUACUUUGUGUUUAGUGCUAUUUAGCAAUUGUUAGCAUGCUGGCAAACUGAGUUGGUGAACAUAAUACCUGCUAUACAUCAGCAUAAUAGCAUUGUUAUGUGAGCAUGGUGACAUUAGUGUUUAGCUUAAAGCACCACAGUGCCAAAGUAAAGCCUCACUGAGCCGCUAACAUGACUGUAGGCUCAUAGUCUUGUUUACCAGGCAGCUUGUCAAAUCUAUAUAAAAGACCUCAACAGACAGGAGAGUGCCUAGUUUAUUGAUCUCUGGUGGUUCCUAAACGACUACCAAUCAGUAAACCUUUAAGAUAAAGAGACCCAACCAUGACUCGUCUGUUGGACUUUGAUCACAUUAACUUAUUCACAAACCUAAUACAUACAGUAUCUCAGCCUACUUCCCGUAUCUUUGCCUCAGCUGGACCAUGACCUCUUGCUGGAGUGUGUAUAAUCUGAGAUAGGAUCUCCUGGUCUGAGUGAUUCAGAGACAGACUAUUGGGCCACACUUUUUCCAGACUGACAUUAGAAACAUGGUGAUGGCAAUGGUUAGAGUUCAGAGGGGUUUUACAUGUCACAGGGAAGGACACUCCCACAGUUUGGGCAUCUAUAUAGUGAUGUGCUGUUCUUUUUUGUUCACAAUUUAUGGAGGCAAGAGACCAGAGAUAGUAUGUCAUCCAUUAGCAAGCAGCUGUCUUCCAUCAGCUUUGCAGGCAGGAAGCCAUCCUCCUCCUCUGCUGAGAUCAGACUGGUUUUGCUGGGGAGGACUGGCAGCGGGAAAAGCUCCACCGCCAACUCCAUCUUGGCCCGUAA
This is a messenger RNA of Dicentrarchus labrax (European seabass), 4770 nucleotides long. It is a transcript of the gene chrna9a, whose product is annotated as cholinergic receptor, nicotinic, alpha 9a. Gene Ontology annotation, biological process: monoatomic ion transmembrane transport; chemical synaptic transmission; signal transduction. Bases 257 to 1912 code for a protein of 551 amino acids. Gene Ontology annotation, cellular component: neuron projection; postsynaptic membrane; synapse. The record is from RefSeq and is a predicted model, not a curated record. NCBI's taxonomy places the organism in Eukaryota, Metazoa, Chordata, Actinopteri, Moronidae. Gene Ontology annotation, molecular function: acetylcholine-gated monoatomic cation-selective channel activity; transmembrane signaling receptor activity; GTP binding. The transcript is spliced from 8 exons.